Chrysoperla carnea is the source of this 3597-nucleotide messenger RNA. RefSeq names its product peroxidase (gene cd). The coding region runs from base 244 to 2673 and encodes 809 amino acids. Gene Ontology annotation, biological process: response to oxidative stress. Gene Ontology annotation, molecular function: heme binding; peroxidase activity. The transcript is spliced from 11 exons. NCBI's taxonomy places the organism in Eukaryota, Metazoa, Arthropoda, Insecta, Neuroptera, Chrysopidae. The record is from RefSeq and is a predicted model, not a curated record.
AUCAAUUACUUAACACCAUCGGGCGCAGGUAGAUAAGAAAGAAGGGGCAUAUUGCUGCAGGCUAAAUUUUAUGAUCUUUGCAAAGACACAAGUUGUCCAGCAUCCACACUUCUUAGAUACAACUCUAUAUACAUACUAUUUAUAUGUUAUUUGUUAGUUUUUUGAAUUGGUGCCGUUAAAUGUGAUAUUAUUGUGUGAAUUUUCUUUAAAUAUUUAAUUCUCAUUGUUUAAGAAUAAUCCGUGAUGCAGAAUGUGACAACAAUGCCGUCAACAUCAUCAGAACGGACUCCUUUAACUGCUGGAAAUAUUCCACCAACAUAUGUUUAUCAUGCAACUCGACUUCGCGAGCAUAAACGGCGGAUUCGACAAUUUCAGUGUUGUAUCUGUGCAACAUUAUUGGCCUUAUUCGUUGUUAUGUUAAUCAUUUCAAUAUCAUACACAAUAAACCAUGAAUUUACGAAUAGUACUAUUGUUCCAACACCUGCAAAUUUGUCAACGGUACCACGAUUAAAUUUAAAAUUAUCUGUUGGUACAUAUCCAAGGGAAGAUGUUCAACCAGCAGUCGAAUUAGAACCUUUAACAAGAGAAGAUUGGGAUAUUAUAAAUACAAUUGGUGCACAAGCUUUGGCCACACGAGACAGAUAUGAAGCAUUAGAUUCAGCACCCCUAUCAUCCGAUUCACCAAGUUACAGACAUCAAAAAUCUGUGCCAACAUCAAUUCAUGCAACAGAACUUUCACGUGGUGGUUAUGCAUCUAUUUUUGCGACUAAAGAGUUAAUUAAACGAAAUAAUAUUUCCCUCUCAACUAUACCGCACUGGGGAAAAACAGAAUCUUCAAUUUUUUCAAAUAUUUCUUGGUGGCCUGUUGGUUAUUGUGAUUAUAUUCAAAAUCAAGAGCAUACAUCUUGCAGUCCAAAUGAAAGAUAUCGUACUAUUGAUGGGAGUUGUAACAAUUUGAGACGUAAAUAUGAUUGGGGUGUAGCGUUUACUAAAUUCAGAAGAGCUUUACCUCCAGUUUAUAAUGAUGAAAUAUCAGAGCCAAGAAAAGCAGUUGAUGGUUCUGAUUUACCAUCAGCUCGAGAAGUAAGUGUAGUUGUCCAUCGACCAGUUUAUAGAGACGAUCCAAAAUUUACUGUCAUGUUAGCUGUUUGGGGACAAUUUAUGGAUCAUGAUAUAACAGCAACAGCACUUAAUCAAGGUGCUAAUGGAAAAACUAUAUCAUGCUGCCAAGCAGUUGAAACUCCAGGCCUAAAACCACAUCCAGAAUGUUUUCCAGUACGUUUAGCACCUGGAGAUCCAUAUUAUGAAAAAUUUAAUGUUACAUGUAUGGAGUUUGUGAGAUCGGCUGCUUCUCCCACUUGUUCUUUAGGCCCUCGUGAACAACUGAAUCAAGUUAGUGCGUACUUAGAUGGUUCGGCAGUUUAUGGAUCAACUACUGAAUUAUGUAACAAAUUGCGUAGUUUUGAUGGGGGAUUAAUGAAAACAUAUUUAACAGAUGAUAAUAGGGAAUUAUUACCAAUUUCUACAGAUCCUAAUGACGGAUGUAAUCGUGUUGAAUUGAAUAAACAAGGAAAAUACUGUUUCUUAUCAGGUGAUGCGAGGGCUAAUGAAAAUUUACAUUUGACUACAAUGCACUUAUUAUGGGUGCGACAGCACAACAAAAUUGCUAUUGACCUACUAAAGCUCAAUCCAAGUUGGUCUGAUGAAAGAAUAUUUCAAGAAUCGAGAAGAAUAGUAUCUGCCCAAAUCCAACAUAUUACCUACAAUGAAUUUUUACCAAUAUUACUUGGCCCACAACUGAUGUCUGAAACAAACUUAUACUCUGCCAAUGACCAGUUUUAUUACGAGUACAAUGACACAAUUGAUGCCUCUAUUGCUAAUGAAUUUGCUGGUGCAGUUUUCCGAUUUGCCCAUACUUUAUUACCCACUUUAAUGAAAAGUUUAUCAAAUGAUACUUCUAGUCCAUCUUUCAUUGAAAUGCACAAAUUAUUAUUUAAUCCAUACAACUUAUAUAACGAAGGUGGAAUGGAUAGUGCAUUACGAGGAGCAAUGCACACAAAUGUUGAAGCCAUGGACACAUAUUUCUCAAAAGAGUUUAAACAACAUUUAUUUGAACGAGAUUCUGAAAUAUUAAAUUACGACGCAAAAUCAAAAAAACCAGCACCUUGUGGCUUAGAUUUGGUAUCGUUAAAUAUACAACGAGGUCGUGAUCACGGAUUAGCAACAUAUCCACAAUGGCGUGAAUUUUGUGGUUUAUCUAAACCAGAAAGUUUCGAUGAUUUGAUUGACGUCAUGGAUCCAGAUUCACUAAAUAGAAUUUCAUCGAUUUACAAGGAUGUAAAUGAUGUUGACUUAUAUACCGGUGCGUUGAGUGAGUAUCCUCGUGAAGGUGGAAUUCUUGGUGAUACAGCUACCUGUUUAAUUGUUGAUCAAUUUAUUCGUAUAAAACGUGGAGAUCGUUAUUGGUAUGAAACCAAUGAACAACCACAAGCUUUUACAGUGGAACAAUUGAAUGAGAUUCGUAAAACAACGUUGGCGCGAAUUAUUUGUGAUAAUUCUGAUAACAUAACGGUAAUUCAACCGCAUGUUAUGAUGAAUGAUAAAAUUUACAACAAUAAUCGAAUUGCGUGUACAGAAAUUACUAAAAUUAAUUUGAAAUUUUGGAAGGAAUAAAUAUUUUACAGAUGUUUAGUAGUUUUUAAGGUUAUUCUUUUAGAUUGAUAUGUCCGAAUUAUUUAUCAAACUGUAUACAUAGCUCAAAAAUAUUUCCAGCUUCAGUAGUAUUUAACAUCUAUUCAAGCCAAACGUACACAAUCUUACUGUCUCGUUCGAAAUUAUUAAAAUUUUAAUGAUUUUGAAUUGUUUUAAAUCGUUUGUCUUAAACUAAGAGAGCAAACAUCAAAUCGGAAAUAAAUAUCAGCUUUGUUUUUUUAUAAAAUAUAACAUAUUUAGUUCUUAUGAGACAAAAAUUCACAAAAUUAAUAUCCGAGAAGUCAUAAAUAUGGACAUUAACAGAGCCAUAUCAAAGAGCCCCUAGAUUAGGUCUCAUAAUAAUUUCAUAUUUUUUUAAAUUCAGUCGAUGGUUGAAUGAAUAGCCUUAAUUAAAUUAUUUAAUAAUUUUAGACUGAUUUCAUUUACUUGUUCCUGAUACCUCGAAAGCCAGUAAUGAAUUUUGCUUCCUCUACUUUUAAUAUCUCUCUCACUAUACUUUGUACAACGUUAUGAAUGUGAUUCCUUACACACUAAAAUGACUUUUGUGCUCUUAAAGAAUUUUUAAUUUUUUUAACAAUGUUUUUUGAACUUUGGAACAUAAAAUUAGCUAUAAAUAGUAGAGGGUAACAUUAACUUUCUUCUGGUAUCUUAGAAUCUCGUUUGGUGCGGCAGAAUAUUUAAGGCUAAGUAAUUAUUUUCAAUUGAACACAGAGAAUAAUAAACAAAUUGGAUAAAUAACUUAGAACUUACUCUACAACAAAUUAACUGAACAAUAUAAAUGCACGAAAAUAGUGUACUAGCUUUUGUACUUUUCAAAUUCUUUAUACCUUAAAAUUUAAUAUUUUAAUCUAAAUCAAUUCGAUAAGACACUAAUUCGAAGUAAAU